Molecule: messenger RNA, 1429 nt
Organism: Lontra canadensis (Northern American river otter)
Lineage: Eukaryota; Metazoa; Chordata; Mammalia; Carnivora; Mustelidae
Gene: ISCA2
Product: iron-sulfur cluster assembly 2
Exons: 4
Coding region: 19-486 (155 amino acids)
Biological process (GO): iron-sulfur cluster assembly
Cellular component (GO): mitochondrion
Molecular function (GO): iron ion binding; 2 iron, 2 sulfur cluster binding; 4 iron, 4 sulfur cluster binding
Source: RefSeq, a predicted model, not a curated record
CGGGGUUUGUGGAGGAAGAUGGCUGCCGUCCGCGGACUGUCUCUAACGGCCGCGGCGCUGAGAGCGGUCACUCCCUGGGCAAGGGGCAGCAGGCUCCUUGCGGCCUCUCGAGGACCUCAGGCUCGUCGGGAAGCGUCGUCCUCCAGCCCCGAGGCCGGCGAAGGGCAGAUCCACCUCACCGCCAGCUGCGUCCAGAGACUUCUGGAAAUCACCGAAGGGUCGGAAUUCCUAAGGCUGGAGGUGGAGGGAGGUGGAUGCUCUGGAUUCCAAUACAAAUUUUCCCUGGAUACAAUUAUCAACCCCGACGACAGGGUGUUUGAACAGGGCGGGGCGAGAGUGGUGGUUGACUCUGAUAGCUUGGCCUUUGUGAAAGGGGCCCAGGUGGACUUCAGCCAAGAACUGAUCCGAAGCUCAUUUCAAGUGUUGAACAACCCUCAAGCUCAGCAAGGCUGCUCCUGUGGCUCAUCCUUCUCUGUCAAACUUUGAUGUGAUGACAGGUGACCCAGAGAUUGCUGCCACUUGUACCAAUUUGAGGAGCCUAGGAUUAGUAGAAUUCUAGAAGUUUCCUUCCAAUCAUGUCUUCCUCUCAGUUUUAUUUCCCUCAGUCCAGGAGUGUUGUGUUUUGCCACUGUUAUUUUCAGAAUAUGAAGCUUUUACUCUCGAUCUGUUUUUCACUCACACAUUUCUGAGGCCAAGCCUCUAGGUGCUGUGAUCUAAGAUACACUAACUGGUUGAAAUCUGCCUGCUAUAAUCUGUAGAGCCUCCAGCGUUCCAAAAUUUGGAGUCACUUCUCAGGUGCUUGUACAUAAGUGUGUAGCUAUGUAUAAAAGCUCCAUUCUGAAGAAAGUCCUUAGUUACUUGUGUUCUGGAUCAGGGUCACAGAUUGGGUAGCUUGAACACUGGUUACUAGGCUAGAAAGGAUGAGAAAGGCAAACGGAAGUUUCUCUUUUUCAUCUCACUCUUCCUGAAUGUGCUAGUGACACCCUUCUUUUUCUUUCUUUCUUUUUUUUUUUUUUUUUUUCCUUUUCCUCCUACAUCCUUAUUUUCUGUGCUGCCCAUUCCCCGCUUCCCAUUUGUUAGGGUAGAUAUAUUUUCCUCUCUUACUCGCAGGUCUGCUAGAUUCACAAAACCAGUAGUCCAUCACCCAGGAAACUUGGAUCUAAGCCCCACUGAUAACCUGAAUCAUUUAAAAAAUAGGCCUCAUACUCUGUACUCACACAGACAUUUCAAGAUUCUGCGAUUAUUCAAUGACUGAGUCUUUUUAGGACAUGUUGCUUUACUAAAAUGUCUUUGGUCUCAUGCAUAGCAGGAAGGGGUCCCCUUGUUGUAAAGAUAAUGGAUGGUUAGGGAUUUUCUUUCAGGUUGGAUUACCAGAUAAAAUGCAGGAUGCCCAGUUAAAUUUGAAUUUCAAAUAAAUAAUUUUUAGUGU